AUGAAGCGCCUUGAGUGUGGCGUAGGCUACGAAGAUGAUUCCACGCAAGUGAGUGACUCAGAUGAAUCGAGCGAGGAGGAUAUGUCUAUGACACCAUGGCAACAAAUGACCCAGACGUUUGGUAUGGGCAAAGCUGCGCGGGUUCAACGUGGCACAGGACGUCGAUCCAGUAUUUCAUCAAUCUCCCAGAUCGAUCGACUGUCUAUCACGCAGAAGAGCAUGAAACAAAUCAUCCCGUCACCAAAGAGUCUCAAGCAGGUCAUAACUGAGUACUUCAUGCGCGGCAACAAGAAGGUUCAGCCUUCCAAGCUCAGCGACGAGCUCGCUAUGGCCGAACGUAUUCGUCUCAUGGUAGCAAAACUCGACACAAUGAAAUCGGCUCGAUGCAACGCCACCAACUUAGGUCAAGCACCACCCCCGUCUCGAGGCGAUUGCAACAGUAUCCGGGUUGUCUACGAGCGCGCGCCCGAUGGAGUACGGGCAUACGGCUCGGUUGUGCCCAAGGACAAAGUUGAUUUCCUUCCUUCUGUCUAUGAACUGGAGCAACAGCUUUGUGACUUGGAGCGCUCACAACAUGUGCUUUAUGCUGGUCAAAAGGUUCACGUCUCGUUGUACCCAGGAAGCCGUUUUUCAGGGCGUGGACUAAUAACGUUGGAGCGGGAGCGUCAGUCUCGCUUUCAUGUUCUACUUGCAAACCGCAUUCGACUUGUGAACGUGCCAGCCGAUAAGAUCAGCCCAUUGCGCGAGAAGAAGAAGGCUGCGGUGACAAUCACUGAAGACCAGUUCCUUAUCUGCAACAACAAGGUCAAAGUGUACAUCGGUGACCAGAUUUAUGUCAAAUGUUCGGCUGGAAAUGGUGAUCUUGACAGUACCGCUGAAGAAGAGAAGCUGGGACUUCUGAAUGGUAUCUACUCGAACCGAACAGCGGCUGUCGACUUUGCAGAUGGAUCCACAGGCUAUGAGAUCCCUCCAAACCUCAUCUUUAAGCGGAAACGCGCUAGUGUUCCAGCAGAUCAGGACGUGCGGUCUCUCAAGAACGCUGUACUCAUGCAGGCUUCCAGUGGAGCUAAAGACAGUUUCCCAAUACUUGAGGAAGGAUACCAAGUCAAAGCCGACCACCCACGGAAAGCCGCAGUUGAGAGCUGCAUCGUUAUCAAAACGCAUGCAUCAUCAGCGUGUGACCUGCGCUUUUCAGACGGUACCAUUGCGUUCGAAGUGUUUCCAUCUCAAAUGAUCAUCGAUAGCGUGGAGCACCAGCGCACAAUAUCCAAGGCCACCGCCACCUUGACUGCAAACGACAGCUUCAAUCGAUCACGGCAACCGGUGUAUGCUGUGGGAGACUACGUGCUUGCUUGGAGCUCACGCUUUGGUCGAUACUGCUCCGCCAAAAUUAUCGCGAAGACAUCGCAGGAUCUUCCAGCCACCUCAAAUGAGGUCAUAUCAACUCCAUCAGCGAGUUCACUCACUGGUGUCGAAGCGUUGGCGUCCCCAACAAUACAUUCCAUUGCAACGAUACCACCUCCAACACUCAACUGCCUGUAUACACUGGUAUUCGACUACGGCGAGAAGAAGUCGCAAAUGCCACCGGACAAGAUAACCCGCUUGGAUGAUGUCAGCGCUCUCUCUCAUAACCAGCGGCUUACAAAUUACAGUAUCGACACGAUGGGCUUUGAGUUAUCUCCAGUAACCUUCAUGGUGGGCGAGUCCGUCAUGGCCCGCGUUCACGGAUCGGCACGAUACUUUAAUGGUCUCGUGGAAGCAGUGAACGAGAAGGAACGAGUAUGCGCGGUGUGUUUCGACUCGUCCGAACACGACACUGUGGUUCCCUUCUCAGCCAUGUUCUCUGUCGACUCCAGGACGCGCUUCACUGGUCGAAGUUCUAGCACGAAGCAGGCAGGAAGUGGGGGCAGUUCCUCGUCGGAGACAACCUCGAAGGCUCGCUUCCUCUCUCGCCACCAUGUCACAGAAGAGCCCGCCGCGGAAGUUACGACGCGUCCACGACGACACAGCAGCGGAUCCGUCGGCAACAUCAUGAAAUCGGUAGCGGACUCGAUUUUCCGAGGCUCGCGUUCAAAGCCCAGCCUUGGGCCACGUCGAGCAUCACACAUGAUAACCGAGACUGGAGCCAGGGUUCAAGUACCAGAACGGUAG
Molecule: messenger RNA, 2151 nt
Organism: Phytophthora sojae
Lineage: Eukaryota; Oomycota; Peronosporomycetes; Peronosporales; Peronosporaceae
Exons: 2
Coding region: 1-2151 (716 amino acids)
Source: RefSeq, a predicted model, not a curated record